Phascolarctos cinereus (koala) is the source of this 2690-nucleotide messenger RNA. It is a transcript of the gene TMEM60, whose product is annotated as transmembrane protein 60. The record is from RefSeq and is a predicted model, not a curated record. NCBI's taxonomy places the organism in Eukaryota, Metazoa, Chordata, Mammalia, Diprotodontia, Phascolarctidae.
AGCCGCUAAGCCUCCGCCCCGGAUGUUGGGGAAGCUGAGACAGAAGCUUGAGUGAGGCUGUAAUUUUGCUGCUCCUGUAGGAUCCGGAACUGAAUGGUGCAGACCGCUUUUUUCCCCCCUUAAUGUGACGAAUUCUGGAUUUAAUGGGGGAAAACGUGUGUGAAGUUCCCGGGGAUAUAACCUGACGAAUCCCCUGUCUUCAUUCCCCCUCUUGCCUUACGGUUGGCUGCGGUACCCAGGGUAUAUUUAAUUUUUUCAACUGUCUGCAGCCAUCUCUCUAAACUGUUUAAAUGAGAAUGUCCCUGGCUCAGAGAGUACUGCUCACUUGGCUUUUUACAUUACUCUUCUUGAUCAUGUUGGUGUUGAAACUGGAUGAAAAAGCACCAUGGAACUGGUUCCUUAUAUUCAUACCAGUCUGGAUAUUCGAUACUAUUCUCCUUGUAAUGCUGAUUGUGAAGAUGGCUGGACGUUGUAAAUCUGGUUACAACCAUCGAAAUGGACCACGACAUAUGAAAAGAAAGGUCUGGUACUUCAUAGCAAUGUUACUUAAGUUGGCAUUCUGUCUUGCACUCUGUGCUAAACUGGAACAGUUUACUAACAUGAAUCUGUCGUAUGUUUUUAUUCCUUUAUGGGCCCUACUUGUUGGGGCUAUGACAGAACUCGGAUAUAAUGUCUUUUUUGCUCGAAGAGACUGACUUUUAACUAUGACUUUUCAAGAUAGCUUGCAGAACAGCGAGGGGAAAAGUAUUCUGGAUAUUUACAAACUUCAAGGCCACCAAGGAACUGAAAAUCAUACCAAAUGCAGUUUUAUACUGUUUCAGUUUGUGUUAAAUCAAAUAAGUUAUUCAAGGACUUGAAGACAGCAUGAAAAGUAGUUAUUCUACAUUUGAAUUAUUAGUCUUCUUAUCCCUCCUUAUACUUGUAGAAAUAAAACUUUGUUUUGAACCACAUAUUUUUAAAUGACUUCUUUAAAAAAUCCUGAUAUACUUCAAAGAUGUAAUAAUCAAAAAUGCAAAUAUCAUAUUGAUUAACACUUAUGAACCAAUCCAAGCCUAAUAGGACUUUAAAACUAUUGGAAAAAAAGGAGCAAUGAUUUGUGUAUGAGUAGGCAUCAGCUAAGUUACAUUCUCAUUAUGAACAACAAAGCUUGCUUAAAAACAAAUGGCAUUUUUUUUGCUGAAUAAUGCAGACAGUUCUUAGGUAAGUACAGUCAGUCUACUUUCAUGUUUUCAUUAAUCUAGGCAAAAUCAUACCGGUUAUCAUUUAAGACUUUUAACACAAGUAAAAUUAAAAUUUAGCUUCCUUGCUAGAAGUGAUACGAUAACAAAAAGAAAGGGAUUCCCUCCUACUCCUGACAGGAAGCAGGCCCUCUUGGAGAAAGGUGGGGAAAAGCAGUUUUGGUGCCUCCUGCCAUACAUACAUUGUGGAUUGUUUAAGUAAUUCUUAGUAGACAAUGAAAACAUCUCAGAAUUUUUAUAUUUAAGUAGGAUUACUUAAGUACAGUAUUAUAGCUUAGAUCUGUCCUUGUUCAGACAUUUACAAUGCAGAGUUUUUUCCCAUCACCAUGAAUUGAUAAUUACAUGUUGAGGCAGCUUCUAAAAAAUCUGGCAAAGAAGUGCUUAAAAAUUAUUCCAGUAAUAAAUUUCUUUACUGUAAUGACUAUAUUUUGAGAUUCAUCAGUAUGUUGAAAAAUUUAUGUGGGGUUUUUAUAGAAGACUAGUUUGUCACACCAAUCACCUCUUUACUUACAUAGUUACUACCCUUCUUCAGGCCCUCAUCUCUGUUGUGCUGUGGCAGCCACCUAACUGGUGCCCCUAAUUCCAGUCCUUCCCUCCCCAGCCAGCCCUACGUGCAGCUUUGAAAUAGUCUUUUUAAGGUACAAUCUGACAUGACAGUUCUCUGCUCAAAAACUUGUCUCCCUCUUGCCUCAACGGUAAAAUGCAAGCUCCUUAUUCCAACUUGUAAGGCCCUCCACAAUCUGAGUUCAACCUAUUACAUCCCUUCACAAUCCAGCAGAACAUUUCAAAUGGCUAUUCCUCACCUUGAGGGAAGGCAGGGUGUUGGACUAAUAGGUGUUCACAACAUUGCAUUACAGCAUUAUCUUCAGCAUCCUGGUAAAAAGAAGAGUCAGUGGACUAGGGUUCAAGCCCAGCUUGUGUGACCUGGCAAAUCAUUUAACUUUUCUGGGCCUCACUUUCCUCAUCUAUAAAGUAAGGGACUCACAGCAGGUAGAACUCUCCAAGUUCUAUUCCAGCAUAGAGUCUGUGAUUUAAAUAAUCUCUUGUCCCUGUGCAUUCAGCCAGACCAUCCCAUGUGUUUGAAAUGCACUCUUCUUUCUCAUCUGUGCCUCUCAGAAUCCUUCUCUUCCUCGAAGAUUCAGCUCAGGUGCCACUUCUGUGAAACAUUACCUGACUUUUGCCAGAUGUUAGUGGUUUUUCCUUUCUCAAAUUGCAUUGUAUUUGCUUCUCUGUUUACAUUGUUAUUGUACCCUGACUUCCUUAGAAUGUGAACACCUCCAGGACAGGAAUUGUGUCUUUUUCUUUUAGUCUUUGCAUCCUCAGUGCCUUGUAUAUGGUAAAUGCUUAAUAAAUGUUUGUUUAAAUUGAAAUGACUAAGAUUUCAGAUCUAAAGAACCUACUUAGACCUCUAGUUUUUUGAGUUUUUUAAUAAAAUGCAGAAAAAGAACUGGA